This is a messenger RNA of Malaclemys terrapin pileata, 6131 nucleotides long. It is a transcript of the gene BLTP3B, whose product is annotated as bridge-like lipid transfer protein family member 3B. The transcript has 22 exons. The record is from RefSeq and is a predicted model, not a curated record. Lineage: Eukaryota; Metazoa; Chordata; Testudines; Emydidae. Bases 768 to 5021 code for a protein of 1417 amino acids.
CCGCGGGGCCCGAGCAGGGCCAGGGCGCUCGGCCGGGACUGGGCCCAGCACCGCAGGGCCGGAGCCGGGGGCGCUCGGCCAGGCUGGAAGGAGCCGAGCCGCGCUGCGCCUCCCGCCCCAGCGUACCUGCUGCAGCUUGUUUUCGGGCUUCCCGCACUCGCGGGAAGCAAGGGAAGGGGAGGAGUUCGAGGGGAGCUGGGGGCGGGGCGACAGCUGCCGGAGCUUUUGUUUAAUUUAAAAGCCCGUUUAGAACCGGUUGUUCUCAACCGGUUCUAAAAGGGGUUUCUAAAUUUAACACUCGCCUCCUGCGAACCGGUGGGAACGGCUCCAGCUCACCCCUGCCAAGAUGGCGGCGGGAGUGUGAGCGGAGGCGGCUCCGCUCCCUGACCCCGGGAGGAGGCAGCGCAGGGAUGAGCCGCGUUCCCGGCCCCGUUUGGUUCCCGUGAGGCUCGCAGGGAGCGGCCGGCGCCCGGGCCAUGGCGGGGAUUAUCAAGAAGCAGAUCCUCAAGCACCUCUCCAGCGAUCCCUGCUUGCUGUGGUGGAGAUUGAUUUGCUGUGAAUAUCCUUACUACCAAAAUGAGUGCCAGAAGCUCCUAAGAAACCAUGGGAAUUGACCACUUGCUUUCACCUGGAAUAGGGGCCUUUUGCCUGACUUUCUUGUCCUCAGGUUCACCAAAAACCUGUCACCUGACAAGAUCAAUCUGAGCACACUAAAGGGGGAAGGUCAGCUGACCAAUUUAGAGUUGGAUGAAGAGGUGCUUCAGAACAUGCUGGAUCUUCCAACAUGGCUUGCUAUAAACAAGGUCUUUUGCAAUAAAGCAGCUAUUAGGAUACCGUGGACAAAAUUGAAAAACCAUCCAAUCAGUCUGUCUCUGGAUAAAGUAAUAAUGGAAAUGAGUACUUGUGAAGAACCACGUGCCCCUAAUGGACCAUCACCUAUAGCAACUGCAUCAGGACAGAGCGAAUAUGGCUUUGCUGAAAAAGUGGUAGAAGGAAUUUCUGUUUCUGUGAACUCCAUUAUAAUCCGGAUUGGAGCGAAAGCUUUUAAUGCUUCAUUUGAACUUUCACAGUUGAGAAUAUACAGUGUAAAUGCAAACUGGGAACAUGGUGAUCUAAAAGUUACUCGAAUACAAGAAUCUCAGCGUGGAGAGGUAUUAACUUUUAAAGAGAUCAACUGGCAAAUGAUCAGAAUAGAAGCAGAUGCAAUCCAGAGUUCUCAGCAUGAAAUAAUGAGUGCUCCAGUUCGACUGAUUACUAACCAAUCAAAAAUCAGGGUUACACUUAAAAGAAGGUUAAAGGAUUGCAAUGUAGUGGCAUCAAAACUGGUUCUAAUACUAGAUGAUUUGCUAUGGGUUUUAACUGAUUCCCAGUUGAAAGCUAUGGUACAAUAUGCCAAAUCUCUUAGCGAAGCAAUAGAGAAAUCAACUGAACAAAGAAAAAGCUUGGCUUCUGAACCCACACAGAGUUCCACCCCUGCACCCACCUCUCAGCAAGUGAAAACACACCAGGCUUCAGCAGCAGCUGAUCAGAAUGAUGCAAUUGUAAAACUGUUCAAUGAUUUUGAUGUUAAGGAAACUUCUCAUCACUUAGUAAUUUCUCAUUUGGACCUGCAUAUAUGUGAUGAUAUUCACUCUAAAGAAAAAGAAUCAAACAGAAGUAUUACAGGAGGAGCUAUGCAGAUUUCCUUUAGCCAUUUAACUGUGGACUACUAUCCUUUUCACAAAGCAGAAGACAACUGCAGUCACUGGAUGCAUUUUAGUGAUGCCACCAAAACCAGAAGUGGAUGGGCCCAGGAAUUAUUACAUGAAUUCAAAAGCAACGUUGAAUUGCUUAAACAGGCUGUGAAGGAUCAUAAUAUAGAUACUUCUACUAAAUCCCCACCUCAUGGUUCUCCUCCAAACAUACAAACAGGCAAGGAACACCAGAUACCUAAAGGAACUUCUAGGGCUUCUUCUGUAUCUCCCCAACAACCGAAGGAUAAACUCAUGUCCAGUCCUGUUGUUGUUAGGCUUGCAGAUUUCAAUAUAUACCAGGUCUCUACAGCAGACCAAUGUCGUUCUUCCCCCAAAACUCUGAUUUCUUGCAAUAAAAAGUCACUUUAUCUUCCACCAGAAAUGUCAGCUAUUCAUAUUGAAUUCACUGAAUACUACUAUCCAGAUGGAAAAGACUAUCCUAUUCCAUGUCCGAACCUUUAUGUGCAACUGAAUGCUCUGCAGUUCACUCUGGAUGAAAGAAGUAUUCUUUGGCUAAAUCAAUUUGCGUUGGAUGUGAAACAAAGUCUCAAUCAGUUCAUGGCCAUGUAUAAAUUAAAUGAUAAUUCAAAAUCUGAUGAGCAUGUUGAUGUUAGAAUGGAUGGACUUAUGUUAAAGUUUAUCAUUCCCUCUGAAAAGAAACCUGAAAUCCAUAAAGAUCAGCCACGUGCAAUUUCUAUUCAGAGUUCUGAAAUGAUUGCUACAAACACAAGGCACUCGCCAAACUGUAGACACUCUGACCUGGAAGCCUUGUUCCAGAACUUCAAAGAUUGUGAAUUUUUCAGUAGAACUUUCACCAACUUUCCCAAAUCUCAUGACAGUUUUAAUCUUCUGCACCCAAUCUUCCAGAGACAUGCUCAUGAACAAGAUACUAAGUUGCAUGAUGUUUAUAAAGGUUAUAUCACCCCAAAGCUAAAUAAAUAUGCACUAAAAACAUCUGCUGCAACUGAUGUCUGGGCUGUGCAUUUUUCCCAAUUUUGGAUAGAUUAUGAAGGAAUGAAAAGUGGGAAAGGCCGACCAAUAAGCUUUGUGGAUUCAUUCCCACUCUCCCUUUGGGUUUGCCAGCCAACGAGAUUUGCACAGUCACAAAAGGAACUCUUUUCUUAUUAUCAGACACCUUUUAACAUUCAAAGAAGUGACUCUAGUGACCUAGCUAAUAGACUUCAGCGCAAAAAACUUUUGAGGGAAUAUUAUAGCACUGAGACAGAGCCCUUGACCAAUGGCAUUCAAAAGCUUCAUCCUUCAGACAGCACUUCGGGAGUUCUGUCUGCAAGUUCUUCCUCUGAUGCAGAUAUACAUGUCCUUGUUCAUAUUCAAAAACAUGUGAGCAUGCAAAUCAAUCAUUACCAGUUCCAUUUCUUAUUGUUGCUCCAUGACUCCCUUGUAUUGCUCCUGGAAAACCUAAGGAAAGAUGUAGAAGCAGUGACAGGCAAACCUGCCCAGCAAACAGAUAUCUGCAUUGGGAUCUUACUUGAAAGUGCAGAAAUAGCUCUAUUGCUCCAUCCAGUGGCUCAAGCAAAACCCUGCAAGUCUCCAGUUUUGGAAGAAGAAAGUCUCAUGACAGAAGAUCUUUCACCUUUGGAAAAUGAGGAAACUCUUGUAUCAGAGAGUAAACUAAUAACUAAUGAUAUAACACAGACUGAUAGUGUGGCUAUUAAUUAUGAAACUGAGUCCGUGAGCACUGAGGUUAACAAAGUCAUUUUGAUGGACCCCCUUCUUUUUAAAUCAGAUAGGGAUAUGGAUUUUCAGAAGGGAAUAUCAUUUUCAGAUGAUGCAUUGGAUACGUGUUUGGGGAAAACAAAUGAAGAUGAUUGUAGUGGACUUUUUAGUAGGAGUGAUUCAGAAGAAGCUUGUGUUGCAUUAAGUGACAAAAGUAACUUGUAUUCUAGCGAUUUGGUGAAUGUUUUAAAUAACAGAGAAGAUUCUAUUGAGUUAUUCACUGAUAAAGAGGAUGAUAAAAAUAUUUUUUCAAAUAAGUUAACUGAUCAGAAAAGUGGAACUGAAGGCUCUCCUGUUAAAGUGGCAGAUUUAGAACCAGAAACAGCCUUACAAUCUGAAGAGCUUGCAAUCAACAAAGAAAAAGUGUCCACAGUUAGAAUGCUUGCAACCCAGUCUACAUUAAGUGGAAAGCCUAAGGAACGCUGCCAGUCCAACCUCCCUGCAUUCUCUGUUUCUUAUAAGAACGUGAAGAGAAGUCCAUCACAAGUCUCUUUGGAUACCAUUUCUAUUGAUAGUAUGAUGUUGGAAGAACAUUUGCUAGAGAGUGAUGGAAGUGACAGCCAAAACUUUAUGGAGAAAGCUAUCACAGGCAUGAAUUACCAAAGGCCAGCAGAAAGCGUGCAAGACGAAGUCACAGGAGUUGACAAUUAUGGUGGGUCAUCUCCAGAUGCCAUCAGUGCAGCUUCAGAGAGUGCUCAAGAGACUAAUGAAGAAAUGGUAAUGAUGUCUGUUGUGGUUUUUAAAAUCUUUGGCGUUAAUGGUGAAAUUGACAUCAAAGGUGAAGAUACAGAAGUAUGCCUUCAGGUGAAUCAGGUGAUACCAAGCCAGUUGGGCAAUAUCAGUGUUCGACAUUAUCUUUGCAACAGAACUGUGGGUUCAGAUCAUAAAUCUGUGGCUGGACCAAUUAACUCAUCACCUGAAAUUAAUUUGAGAUGGGAAAAUGGGCCAAGUGCUGUAGUACACUCUCUACUGGCUGUAAAAAAUGGCUUUCUACAGUGUCACGUGGAGAAUUUUAGUGCUGAAUUCCUAACAUCUUCCCUCAUGAACAUUCAGCAUUUUCUAGAAGAUGAAACUGUUGCAGCAGUAAUGCCUAUGAAGAUUAAAGUUUCUAAUACAAGGAUUAAUUUAAAAGAUGACAGCCCACGUGAUAAUCUCUCAGCUCCUGAACCAGCCCCUGUAACACUGCAUAUUGACCUACUUUUGUUAGAGAGGAAUGACGAUGGCUCUUUUUGCAUCAGAGGUAAUCAACCACUAAGCAAUGAUGCAUUGAACUACAAGAAAUCGAGUGCUACAGUGCUGCAGGUGAGUGCCGUUACCAGAAACAAAACGCAGGAUUAUGUGUCUCAAGCCACACAGACUUCUCCAGAAAUCCCCAGACCUUCUACAUCAAGAUGGACUACAGCUGAUUUCCUCAAAGAGGAGCUUAUUGAAGAAAACGAAUGUCUUAAACAGGAACUAGCCAAGGCUAAAAUGGCUCUGGCUGAGGUCCACAUGGAAAAAGACACUCUGCUUCAUCGUAUAAAGAGGAUGACUAUUGAACAUCAACAGUAGUGGAUAAUGUAUUCCAAAAAUUGCACUGGAGUAAGAAGGACUGUAUUUAAAUACUGUUUGUGAAUUAGUGGAAGAGUCUUUUGACAUGAGCAUAGAACAACGUAUUUAUGGAAUAAAUACUAUUCUGAGAAUUUACGAAGGAUUAGGAUUAGACACUGCAAUUGUGUUUUUCUGUUUAGCCCUGUUUAAACUGCAGUGAUGCAGGAAAAAUCAGUUUAUACUGUACUUUAUUAAUUUUCCUAACAACAAGGAUAUGAUUCUCUUAAUUUUAAUAAUAUCGGAGGAAAUGUUAUCUGGGGAACAGAUCUGAUAAUGAGAUUGUUCAGUGGGCAAGGGAAGAUGUUUACAUGAGUAAUUGAGUAAAAUGUGUGCCAUGCAUCAUUGAUAUAUGGUAUCUUUAUUCGCGAAGAUAAAAUGAUUUUUACUGUUAACAAAUAUUUUAAAGGAGAUUACAUUUGCACUAUAAACUGAAUGGAUCCCACUCUCUGGCCAUUAAAACUUAAUAUAAUUGGCCUCAAACUGACCUAAAGUCAGUGUAACUGGCCCAGGCAGGAUCACCAAGUUUAAGAGUAAUCUUCCUGUAGCAUAGAGACUUACACUGCUCUCUUCCACUGCUGGUAUACCUGAGUAAAGGAUUGGGACCUUAGGACAAGGAUCGUAGUAUUGGAUACCCCUGCCAGGCGAGUCCUUGGCUUUAUUGUGGAUAUUGCAGUCUGGUGUAAUUCAGAUCAUCACUUAAACUGUUCUCCCCCACGCAGAAGGACUUGUCAUGCACAGAGACAGCAACGGAUCAGGAGUCUGUGCAAGAUGAGCUUUAGCCAUCUUUACAUACACCCCUGACCCAUGUGCUGCAUGGAUCAGCCACGCCCAAUGUAUUUAAAUAUGUAACUGUUCAUUUGUUAAAACAAAAACUUACUAGGAUUAAUAAAUUGUAUAUUACUGUGUUUGAAAAAAACUUUACAGAAUCAUUAAUUACCCUGUUGAACUUGUGAAGUUACAUGAAAGUGUAAUUAUGCAGUUUAAACUGUGGGUGAUUUGUACAAAUUGAACUAUAAUUUUCUGCUAAAAGAACUGAUACAAAUGUAUAAAUAAAAAAGCACAGAAUACAGA